Molecule: messenger RNA, 1374 nt
Organism: Penicillium verhagenii
Lineage: Eukaryota; Fungi; Ascomycota; Eurotiomycetes; Eurotiales; Aspergillaceae
Product: putative protein N-terminal asparagine amidohydrolase
Exons: 2
Coding region: 1-1374 (457 amino acids)
Biological process (GO): protein catabolic process
Molecular function (GO): protein-N-terminal asparagine amidohydrolase activity; protein-N-terminal glutamine amidohydrolase activity
Source: RefSeq, a predicted model, not a curated record
AUGGCAUUGAAACUGACUCCACGAGCAACAUCUAUUUUCAACACCAAUCCAACCUGGCAGCUCUACCGCUCUUCACACCGAGUCAGCUCCUUGUAUCAUAUCCAAAAUCUCGAGUCACUCCGAAAUUUCUCAACUUCGCGUCGCCAGGAAAUGCGUAUCGCGACGCUGCAGUUCGCCCCCAAGUUGGGCGACGUUGAGGGAAAUAUCCAGCGUGCCAACGAAAUCUUGAACCGUGGAAAAGUUAUUUCCUUGAGUUCUGAUGACACUUUGAAUUCUACAUCUGGCUUGACGGCUGCCAUUGAGAUUGAAAAAUUAAAACCUGAUAUUUUGGUUUUGCCUGAAUUGGCAUUGACAGGAUACAACUUCCCCUCAUUGGAAGCCAUAAAACCAUAUCUUGAACCCGCAGGCACAGGCCGCAGCGCCACCUGGGCGCGCGACACAGCCAAGCGCCUAAACUGCAAAGUCUGUAUCGGGUACCCAGAGAUCGAAAGUGGAAAUGGCACAAAGCCAACUCAGUACUACAAUUCCCUUCUUGUAGUUGACGAGCACGGCGAGGUCAUCCACAACUACCGCAAAUGCUUUCUGUAUUACACAGAUGAGACGUGGGCCGCAGAGGGCAAUGUGGAGCGGGGGUUCCACGAGCUUGAGUUCCACUCGCGGGAUUAUGCACAGCGGGUAUCCGGGGAUCUCGUGGGCGAUAAUGAUACCCACCGAGGUGCAGAUGUGGGUGGCGAUAAAGAUAGAGGCGACGGUGAUGUGGGUAUGGAUGUAGGAUCAGGAUCGGAAACAAAGUCAGGAUCCGCCUCACCCAGCCAAAAAGUGGCAACAUCAUUUGGAAUAUGUAUGGAUAUCAACCCGUACAAAUUCGAAGCGCCCUACACAGCCUACGAAUUUGCCUCGCGCGUUCUGGACUCGCAGACCCAGCUGGUUAUUCUCUCUAUGGCUUGGUUGGGCCUGGAUAGUCGUGAGGCCAUGUCUGCAUUAAAGGGGGAACCAGAUAUGGAUACAUUUAGCUACUGGCUACAGCGGUUCAUGCCGCUCUUGGAGAAAAAGAUGCAGCAUGCACGAAAUAUGGAUGAUGAUGCGGAGAAUGACAGGGCUCCCAAACAGGUUGUGAUCGUCUUUGCCAAUCGAGCCGGGGAGGAGCCAGGGACAGAUGAUACCAAGCCACCGGCGCUGUAUGCGGGGACCAGCGCCGUUGUUGCAGUGACGCAACGGGCCGGGUCGGGGUCACGGGAGGGAGCACAGGUAGAGAGUUCGAUGGAGGUGAAGAUCCUCUGUUGGGAUCUGCUUGGGGCGCAGGAGGAAGGGAUUUGUUUCGCGGAUAGCACGGCAGAUCCGAAAAUGGUGUUUGGGCUUCGUCGUGCGAAGUGA